This is a messenger RNA of Ceratosolen solmsi marchali, 2337 nucleotides long. It is a transcript of the gene Sans, whose product is annotated as SAM_USH1G_HARP domain-containing protein Sans. Lineage: Eukaryota; Metazoa; Arthropoda; Insecta; Hymenoptera; Agaonidae. Gene Ontology annotation, molecular function: protein binding. The coding region runs from base 349 to 1953 and encodes 534 amino acids. The transcript has 7 exons. The record is from RefSeq and is a predicted model, not a curated record.
GGCAGAGCAAGUCGAGGCAGGCGAAAUGCUCAGUGGGCUGCCGGACGCCGCGGAAAGUAUAUUGCUCGGGCCUCGUCCUGAGAGCCGCGUCACGUUUACGCGCUUAUCUUCGUCGGCGCUUAAUCGAGCUGGGCGCACGCGCGGAUCCUCGAUCUCCGGCUAAUCGGGGCAAACCUGCAACGAGUGCCUGCGACGAGGCUGGAGCGGCAGCGGUUGCUGCUGCUGCUGCUGCUCCUGCGGCUGCUACGGCGCCGGUGUCGAUAAGGGAGCGAGGCCAGGCGAGAUAAGAGAUCGACGCCGCGGUUGGCGUCUCUUACGGAGUCUUUGGAAAGUGCGCGUCCAGGAAAAAUGACGUCCGAGCGGUUUCACAAGGCUGCUAAAGAUAAUAUUGUGGAAAUUUUAAAAGAAGCAACGAGAAAGGAUUGUAAUACCAGAGAUGAAGGUGGAAUGACCCCAACAUUAUGGGCGGCUUUUGAAGGUCACAUAGAAGCUCUAAGACUUUUAGUUGCAAGAGGGGGCGAUCCUGAUAAGGCCGAUUACUUCGGCAACACAGCGCUGCACUUGGCUUCGGCCCGGGGCCACGAACUCUGUGUCCGCUUCCUGGUGAAGUUCGGCUGCAACGUCUGGUCACUGGACAUCGACCGACAUUCGGCGCGCGAGCUCGCAGCCAUAAACGGCCGCGAACGGAUCCUGCAGUUUCUCGACGUCGCCCAGGCCGAUCAGGAGCUGAACAACCGCAAGAAAAGCCGCAUGAUGAAGGAGAAGGCGGAAAAGGAUGCGGAGAAGAGACUAAAGGAGUAUGUGAAACGGCAGAAGGUCGCUGAAUCACGCGCGGAAAAGGAGCAGAAAAAGAUGCUGAAGGAUCGAGCGCGCCUAGAGAGCGACGGCAACGGCAUCCUGACUCACCGACCUUGCAUAUCGACGUUCAAGGGCAGGCUGAAGCCCUCGCCAACGUACAGCGAUAUCGUCGGAACGGCAACGAAGCGCCAGGGCAGCGCCGUUGGCAAGAAGGCCCUCGCCAGAAGGGCCGUAGACGACUUCAAGGUCGUCGAGAUCGAAGUGGAUGGUAAAAAAUCAGUACGCAGCUUAACGGGUUUACGAAGAGAUUCCGAGAUCAUGUACGUUGGUACGUACGACGGGAACUCGUCUUUCGGCUCCAACCUGAAACCCGGAUUUCAUAGCCACAGCCAACAGCAGCCGAUGCUAUUACGACGUGGUAAGAUCUCGGACGUCUGGGGUACGCUGAACAAAGCACGUAGUACGCCGGAUCUCCUCGGCGAUCGAUGUCUCGAGGAAGAGGAGGAAAACGACGAUGACGAGGAUGAAGAUCCCGAGGACGAAGAGAAGGAUGGCAGCUCGAGUGUGGUUGAGCAGCGACAGCGCCGCGAAACGGCGCUCCAACUCCAGGAGCCCGCCAGUAUUUUUAAUCGUCCAGGUUUCGGCUCCGUCGCAUUCAGGAGAUCUAUGGCAGCGGCCCUGGAUAACCUACCAGUGACUCAAGUGGAGAUCCAUCGACAGCCGAGUGGGGAGCUCAUCUAUCAAGGCACAAACGGCUCGUCCAACAGUUCGUCGACGGCCGGAGCCGAGCAGCAGAGGAACGGCCUCGGGAACGGCGCCAGCAACGGCCAUAACGAGGAGAUCAGCAUUGGCAGCGCCGGAAGCCUGGCGCGCAGGCAGAGCAUGUGGGACGAUGACUUGCUUUCCGAAGAGGAAGAAAUGGACGAAGAGUGGACGCCGCUGCAGCGGUUCUUGGUUGCCAACAAUCUUUCAUCCAUCCACUCGAGUCUCGAGGCUGAGCAAAUUGACCUUGAAGCUCUGAUGCUUCUCACCGAAUCCGAUAUCGCCGCGUUAAAACUGCCCCUAGGCCCUAGAAGAAAACUAUUGCACGCGAUCGCCAGUCGAAAGAAGGCUCUGGAAACGCAGGAAGCCAUAAUAAAGGACAUUAAAUUAUGAGACGCGAGCAUUCAAUCCGUUGUAUUCAGAAUACUAGUGGAAUGGCGAGUACCAGCGAUUUUCAAUAGACAAUUCCUUCAUAAAAUUACUCGGGUAAUUAAUUCUGGACUUCUAUAGAUUCUGGACUCAAUGGACCUUCGUGCCUUAGCAACGCUUAUUAGCGACAACCAAGGGAGUCAAAAGUAUCAUUUGGUCUGAAUAUCCGCAUAUUACGAUUGUAUGAAGAAGUCGAUAAAAUGCUGAUACGCUUAAAGAAAAUACAGGCGUGUAUAACUCUGUAUAACUAUAAGGAUUAUAAGUAGUUAUACAAUUUAACAAUUACAUCAAAACAUUAGAUUAUCUCUUCCUCUCAAUGACAUUUGUUCGUACAUCAAAUUUAGUUUA